Molecule: messenger RNA, 3367 nt
Organism: Tachysurus vachellii
Lineage: Eukaryota; Metazoa; Chordata; Actinopteri; Siluriformes; Bagridae
Gene: antxr1b
Product: ANTXR cell adhesion molecule 1b
Exons: 18
Coding region: 34-2010 (658 amino acids)
Cellular component (GO): membrane
Molecular function (GO): signaling receptor activity
Source: RefSeq, a predicted model, not a curated record
CCGUGCUAAUCUCUCUCGCUCCAUGCUGGAAUAAUGUGUUUGUGUUGUGCCAAUGUGUGUGUGCUGUUGUUCGUGUUGAUUGGGGGUAGUUCUGGACAAAGUUACGGACCAGCGUGUUAUGGUGGAUUUGACCUCUACUUCGUCCUGGAUAAGUCUGGAAGUGUUCAGCAUCACUGGAAUGAGAUUUAUUACUUUGUGGAUCAUCUGGCACACAAAUUCAUCAGUCCUAAGCUCCGGAUGUCUUUCAUUGUUUUUUCGACAGAGGGGAGAACCCUGAUGAAGCUCACAGAAGACAGGGAACAGAUACGAGCAGGUCUGGAGGAACUACAGAGUGUUUUACCAGGUGGAGACACAUUUAUGCACAAAGGCUUUGAGCGGGCAAGUGAACAGAUCUACUAUGCAAGUGGUGAUGGUUAUCGAAUAGCGAGCGUUAUUAUUGCUCUGACAGACGGAGAGCUGCGUGAAACACAGUUUGAUUUGGCAGAGAGAGAGGCAGGACGCGCUCGCCAGCUUGGAGCUACAGUGUACUGCGUGGGAGUGAAGGAUUUUAAUGAAACUCAGCUGGCUACAAUUGCAGGUAGUGAAGAUCAUGUUUUUCCUGUGAAUGAUGGAUUUGAGGCACUGCAGGACAUCAUCGACUCAAUCCUGAAGAGAUCAUGCAUAGAAAUAUUGUCAGUUGAACCUUCAACUAUAUGUGCCGGAGAAUCCUUUCAGGUGGUGGUGAGGGGGAACGGAUUCCUCCACGCGAGAGAUGAGAGACGAGUGUUGUGUAGUUUCCGCAUCAAUGACACCUUCACCGUCAUGAAGAGGCCUCUGGUUGUAGAAGACACGUACUUGCUUUGUCCAGCCCCUGUUCUGAUGCAGGAGGGAACAUCUGCUUCUCUCUUCGUCAGUCUGAAUGAUGGCAUAAGUUUUAUCUCCAGCUCAGUCAGUAUCUCAGCUCACGGCUGCGUGAAUACAGUCCGAACUCUCAGCACCUCCACUAGCACCGAGCUCACCACUGCUGUGCUGCAGGACAGUGACGCUCCUCCACCGUCAGUGUGUACAAUAGACGGGACGGUGUUAGCCAUUGCUCUACUCGUGCUGCUGCUGUUGGUGAUUCUGAGCCUGGUUUGGUGGUUCUGGCCGCUCUGCUGCACUGUGGUUAUCCAUGAACCACCUCCACCUGUAAUAGAGGAAAGCUCGGAUGAAGAAGAAGAAGAUGAAGACGGCUUCCUAAAGAAAAAAUGGCCGACCGUGGACGCGUCCUAUUACGGAGGAAGAGGAGUAGGAGGCAUCAAACGCAUGGAGGUGCGGUGGGGUGAUAAAGGAUCGACAGAAGAGGGAGCAAAACUGGAGAAAGCAAAGAACGCUCGAGUGACGUUGCCUGAUGUGGAGUACGAGUUUGAGUUUACACCUUCACGCACUCUCAAUAACGGUGCACGCAAACCCAUCCCUCGUCCGAAAUGGUACACACCCAUUAAGGGAAAGCUGGACGCUCUGUUUGUGUGGCUGAGGAGAGGAUACGAUCGCGUGUCUGUGAUGAGGCCUAAACCUGGAGAAAAGGGUCGCUGUAUGAACUUCAGCAGGGUGAAAUCCUACCCUCCACCUCGUUAUCCACACAAUAACACAAACAAGAACAAAGACAGAACAGGGCACAUCUACAGCUUGCCCAUCAAUUCAACCCCACCUGCCCCAAAAGGCAAACUGCCUCCCACCCCAAACUGCAUGUACUCUGCCCACCCUUCAGACCCUGAUCACUACGUUUCCUACCCCUUCUACCCUUCUCCCUCCCCAACCUCCUCUCUUCCUCCUCUCCCCUCCACUCCACCCCCUUCUGCCACCACUCCACCUCCAUACUCUCCUCCACCUACUAGAUCCCCACCCUCCCUACUAGCCCCACCCCCUUCUCCUCCAAGUUUUCAGUCUUCAAACACAAUGCAAACUUCUUGUCUGGCUCCACCUCCUUAUUCAGCUCCAUCCAUGCGAGCGCCUCCUCCAUCCCGCCCACCACCACGACCCUCUGUCUAAUGGAGAGGGGCUACUGAACCGAGGUGGAAUGACAAGCUGCGCUUCGUUCCUGUUUCAAACAUGUCCAGAUGAACAUCCUGACAUCAUCACGUGAGUGGAGCUGAGAAACAACUUCAGUCCACCAUUCCCAAGAAGGAAACUGCAGCAAUGCAUUAUGGGUAUGAUGUGCUCCUGAUGACUUGAUCCAAUAAUCAAACAGGAAUAAAGCCUAGUGUAAAUGGGAAGAACUUUUUGGAUUCAUGAGAUGUUUCACUCGUUUCCAAUCAUGAUCUGAAAAAAAAAAAAAAAAACGUUUGCAUGAUCAACAUGCAAGUCUCUGUAAGUGUGGAACGGAGAGAUGGAUUGGAACUAGGAAAUGUGGAACGUUUCUAAUUAAGCACAUUAAUGGAACGUUGGGAAAGUUGGAUUGUAAUUGCCAGCUAACGAUGUCAUGGUGUUACAGCAGCUGACCAAUCAGCAGCUUUACUUAACUUGUACGAAGUAAGAUUGCACACGCAUUAUAUUACACUCUUUUUAGAUUUCCGUCUCCACUCUUUCGAUUCCAGCUUUCAUUCCUUUUCAUCUUCUUACAUUAUUUCACCUUCAUUCACUCGUUUUUAAUUUAACUCUUUCAACAAGGCCAUGUUUUCAUGUUAAGACCUCUUCUUCGUCCAUUCAUUUAUUUUUCCCCAGCGUUAUUAAUUUCAUUCCUUUCCUGUUAACCCUUCCAUUUUUUUAAUCCCUCUAUUUCCAUUUACUUUCUUCCAUGCUAUCAUUCCUCCAAAUUUCUUACCCCUAAAUUCAACCAUAUGUUCUUUUUCAUACUCUGCAUAAAUUUUUGGAGUUAAAAUUUCCGCCUUUCUUUCUUGCUCAUAUUAAGAGCUCCACAUCCUAAACUCAGCUUUUUGCCCCCCCACAGAAGUCAGUGUUUAUUUGCAUAAAAAAAUCUUUUCUUUAAAGUAAUCAAGAUGAGUGAGAAUGUUGUAAAGAUGAUGUGAGGUGUUAAGUUUGUAUAAAAUGGAGACUUUAAAUGUGUAUAUACUGCGGUAUCGCCUUUUGGACAGAAACGCAAUAAACGUUGGCAAAUUUUGCUUUUAGUCAUUGAUAACGUUACAUCCGGUAAUAUAAUCAUGAAUGAAGCAUUUCUGAUAUUCGUGUGGUCAUGUGAAAGCCUGCAGCUUGCUAUCUGUAUAUUCUGGAUGUAAACCCUUACUUGCUUGUGAAAAUACGACUGUAGCACUUUCUAUGUGAAGAUUUGUUUGGGCAUUAAUGCAACACACAGCAUGUUUUGUACAUUCUAACUUAACCUGAUCACACAGAUCACCAUGUAUCUGUACACUGCAAGUGCAAUUUGUUUUUUUACAUAAAAAAUAAAGCA